AUGGCCUCCCUUUCUUCUCCCUCGUUUCUCGCUUUCGCAUUGGAGACAAGCCACAAACUCUCGACUCCAGGCCGCCGUUUCAAUCCCCUCCCCUCCGCUCGCCCUCGCCUCGCCGCCGUGCGCGCACCGCCGACAGCUACCGGAGCUGUGCAGGCUCCGGAGAGCUGCCUGCUCCCUGUGAUCCGCCGCGGGCCGGAGUACCUCCGCGUCGGGCGGCUGUUCCGCGGGUUAUCAUUUCCGUCGGCGCGCCGGUGGAGUGGAACCCCCCGUCGGGGGCCGCGCGUCGCCGAGGCCGCCGGUUUCGGCCCUCCCUCCCCUGCCGCGGUUCAGGAGAAAGUAUUUCUAUCUAAAAAGGAAAUCUUGAAUUGGACAUGUUAUACAUUGCACAUGCUUCUUCUGUCAGACCUCCCGGGUGUUGAGAACAUAACAAGAUUUAGCUAUAAAGAGUUGGAUAGGGCAACUGCAAGAUUUGACCAAUCCAAUAAGAUUGGUGAGGGAGGUUAUGGACCAGUUUAUAAGGGAACACUCAGGGAUGGAACAGCCGUUGCAGUAAAGGUGCUCUCUUUGCAGUCUAGGCAAGGCGCGAGGGAAUUUCUUAGUGAACUUAUUACGAUCUCUGAUAUUUCCCAUGAGAAUCUUGUCAAGCUUUAUGGCUGUUGUGUGGAAGGAAGCCACAAGAUCCUUGUCUAUAAUUAUCUUGAAAAUAAUAGCCUUGCACAAACCCUUCUAGGUUCUCAGCAGCAUAACAGCAUCCAGUUUAACUGGAGAACUCGAGUGAAUAUUUGCAUUGGUGUUGCCCAGGGACUAGCAUACCUCCAUGACGGUGUCCGACCUCAUGUUGUCCACCGGGACAUCAAAGCUAGCAAUAUACUUCUGGAUCAGGAUCUUACCCCGAAAAUUUCCGAUUUCGGCUUAGCGAAGCUUCUACCUUCAGAUGUAUCACAUAUUAGCACAAGAGUCGCAGGAACGCUAGGUUACUUGGCUCCCGAAUACGCCAUCCGAGGACAGGUGACCCGGAAAUCAGAUGUUUACAGCUUCGGCGUUCUGCUGAUAGAAAUAGUCAGCGGAAGAUGCAACACUGAUACAAAACUACCCUACGAAGAUCAGAUUCUUCUUGAGAAGACGUGGGCAUACUACGACCAGGGGCAGCUGGACGAGAUCAUCGACAGCUCCUUGGGCGACGACCUGGACGUGGAUGAGGCGUGCAGGUUCCUGAAGGUGGGCCUCCUGUGCACCAAGAACGUGACGAAACGGCGGCCCGACAUGUCGACGGUGACCCGGAUGUUGAAGGGCGAGGAGGACGUGGAGUUGCAUGAGAUCACCAAGCCCGACGUGAUCCGGGACUUCAGGGACCUGAAGCUGAGGAGCAAGGCCACGUCGUCGUCGCUGCUGACCUCCAUCGUGGCGCGCUCCUCGCCGUCGUCGUCGUCGUCCACCGGCAACACCACCCGCACCUCCAUCACCUUCACCGCCAUAUCGGACCGCCCCUGA
This is a messenger RNA of Triticum turgidum subsp. durum (durum wheat), 1491 nucleotides long. NCBI's taxonomy places the organism in Eukaryota, Viridiplantae, Streptophyta, Magnoliopsida, Poales, Poaceae. The record is from the annotation of a GenBank genome assembly.